CUUCCCUCCCUCUUCAUAGGCCACCCUCAUUCUCUGUCCUCUGCAUCCUGUGCUAGUCCGUGCCAUCUUCUAGCUCGCCGGCUGUUUCCUCUUGUUUGUGUGUGCGUGUGAGUGUCAUUGUUUUUGUGUGUGGCUUCCACCAUUGAAAAUGGCAUUGAAUGCCGUGGUGUAUCCCCAGCCCCAAGGCCAUUUCGGCUACGGGCACAGGGAGUACUCGUCCUACGCGCUGCUGUGGCGCGACACGAUCGGCUUCGGCGACGGCGAGCCGUACGCCAACGAAUGGGAUCCCUUGCUGCUCGCCUCCCUCGUGCAGAAUGCCGAGGAGUGGGAGGAGGAGGUGGGCUUCAAGGCCUCACCGGAGCGUGAGGCGGGAUCGGCCGUUGCGCCAUCGCAGGUGAUGCGGACGGCCACCGCGAGGAGAAAGAGGAGGAGCGCGAACAUCAAGAAUGAGGAGGAGAUCGAGAGCCAGCGGAUGACCCACAUUGCCGUCGAGCGGAACCGCCGCCGGCAGAUGAACGAGUACCUCACGGUGCUCCGCUCCUUCAUGCCGCCUUCUUACUCGCAAAGGGGUGAUCAAGCAUCUAUUGUUGGGGGAGCAAUCAACUACGUGCGGGAGCUUGAGCAACUCCUGCAAUCCCUCGAGGUCCAAAAGAGCCUCAAGGACCAGAAUACCAACACCGACGACGGCCGCCGGUUCCCCUUCGCUGGUUUCUUCAGCUUACCGCAAUACUUUAGUACUUCUGCCUCCCACGGCACCGGUGGCGACAAUGCCAACAGCAUCAAGGCCGAGCCAGCCACAUCGGCAGUGGCUGCUGACAUCGAAACCAGCAUGGUGGAGGGCCACGCCAGCCUCAAGGUGCAGGUCCUGCGGCGGCCGAGGCAGCUACUGAGGUUGGCGGCCAGCCUACAGCAGCUCGGGCUCACGACCUUGCAUCUCAACGUAAGCACGGCCGGCGCCAUGGUCAUGUACUCCUUUAGCCUUAAGGUUGAGGAUGAAUGCAAGCUUAGCUCUGUGGAGGAUAUUGCAGCUGUAGUGCAUGACAUUCUGAGAACGAUACAGGAGGAGCAGGCUUUAGUUGAUACCAAAACUUUCUCGUGAAUUGUACUUCUUGUCUGUUCACCUGUGUCUUGGGAUCCUUGUAUGCGCAGGAUAGUGUCCAAGGCCAAGCAAAUAUAUAUAUUGAGUCGUGAUUUCUUUAGGUAUUUUAAUCAUUU
Molecule: messenger RNA, 1215 nt
Organism: Phragmites australis (common reed)
Lineage: Eukaryota; Viridiplantae; Streptophyta; Magnoliopsida; Poales; Poaceae
Product: transcription factor bHLH96-like
Exons: 3
Coding region: 149-1099 (316 amino acids)
Biological process (GO): regulation of transcription by RNA polymerase II
Molecular function (GO): protein dimerization activity; DNA-binding transcription factor activity, RNA polymerase II-specific; RNA polymerase II cis-regulatory region sequence-specific DNA binding
Source: RefSeq, a predicted model, not a curated record